AUGGUCGUCACCAUCAAUCAUCUCCCGAACGAGAUCCUCGAUCAGAUCUUCUCCCACUUAGAUCGCCCAGCGCCGUCGGACUCGAAGCUUCACGACCAGCCAUCCUCGUUUAUGCUGCAGAAUAUCUUCUUCGAUCGAGACCUCAAGACCACUUCCCUUGUAUGCAAGCGAUGGCGAGAUGCUAUACUGCCCACUCUGUUCCGUCAUGUCGUAUGGACCUUCGACCGGUUCGAGCUGCCGCUGAUGGAAGAGACGGGAGACCCAGCAUCCGCAAUCGACUUUCUUGUUUUCCUCAGGACUAACAAUCUGACCAAUCAUGUUAAAUCACUGUCACUCUUUGUCGAGGAUGCCAUGGGCGGCAUCUCGAACGGCACCAGCAGCGCCACGCUCAUGGAGACCGGUUUCGCCAACAAAGCCUCCUACAGCGAAGAUUACAACUGGCUAUGGAGGACCAUCUUCGACCAUGUCGAUCCUAUCCGGUUUACAAUCAUCGCAUCGCCGCGAGUACUGGCACAAUUGCUAUCGCGCAUGCUCUUCCUCGGAGAUGCGUGGAACUUCUCCAUGCCCCAGCAUGUCCUUUCUCUCUCGCGGAAAGACAGGAAGAUGCCCGCAACGAGACACAAGUCUACCGCUACCGCCUCGUCGAGCCAGUCACCCCCUCCAGAGGCAUCGCACCAGAAACGUGUCCCCUGUGACCUCUUCACCAUCCGCCCGUGGCAAGCUCUCCUGCUCAACGAGGGCUCCUCGACCCGCGUCUACAAGACAUACGAGUUCUACUUCAAGCGUCCGCCGUCCAUCCUCGGUGCCCUCCUCGGAUCUGAAGAAUUCCCCAAUGACGAGUCGAUGGUGCCGCCGUCCAUCCGCGACCUGUCCUACGUCGGCAUCUUCCCCCUCUCGAGCCACUUCAAUACCCUCGUGCAGAACAUUCCCCGCCUCGACCGCCUUUUUGUGCAGCUUGUGCCCCGGAACGACAUCCUGCAGGACGCUGACGAGAUGCGCAACGUGGACCUCGUCGACCUGUGGAUGGAGCGCAACACAGCCUACUCGAUGCUGUUCCGCGAGCUCUUCGACCCGGACAUGGACAGCCCCUGGCUCGACCUACAGGUCUUUGAGAGCGGUGAUGCAGCGGACAAGGAGGCAUGGGAGAUGGCUGUGCAGUUCGUGCAGUUCAGCGGCGUCCAGGGGUGGAAGGUCGAGAGCGAGGGCGUCUUCGUCCGUGAUGGGGGGGAAGGCGUCAGCGCGAUCCUCGGCAUGUCUCACCUCCCAGGUCGACUUAGACGCAUGGCGUUUAAUGGAAUCACCGUGUUGCCUGUUUCCAGUGUAUCGCUCUAUAUGGGAGACGCAGCCGCUCCAUAG
Messenger RNA from Colletotrichum graminicola M1.001, 1356 nucleotides. Its product is annotated as F-box domain-containing protein. The transcript has 2 exons. Lineage: Eukaryota; Fungi; Ascomycota; Sordariomycetes; Glomerellales; Glomerellaceae. Gene Ontology annotation, molecular function: protein binding. The record is from RefSeq and is a predicted model, not a curated record. The coding region runs from base 1 to 1356 and encodes 451 amino acids.